CACCUAACUCUUUUCUUUUCCUCCUGUCCUUCUCCACGAUUGUUUCAAUUAUUUCUCUAAAUAGUAAGUUCGAGGAAGUAGAGUACAUGCUUUAAUUAAUUAGCAAUAAUGUUCUCCUCCACCCAACCAAACGCCCUUACUCACCUCUCAGCAAGCUCCGCCACCUCCCACGGCGGAGGGUAUCACUGGAUCCUCCUUCCUGAUUUCCGGGACCACCAAUUUUCAUUCAAUACUUUGGUCAACCCAACCACCAACAAUGGAGUCAAAAUCAACGACCAUAGUAGUUAUAGAAAUGAUAAUGCAGGCAAUACCAGCCAACUCCGCAUAAAAAAGAAACCUUUGCUGCUUUCCGGCAGGCCGGAGCAGACGGCGGCGAAGAAAAAGGACCACCGUACUAAAAUAAUGACUGCUCAAGGUCAAAGGGACCGGAGGGUCAGGCUCUCUAUCUCCAUAGCUCAAAAGUUCUUCCAUCUUCAAGACACCUUGGGUUUUGACAAGCCCAGCAAAACCCUAAGUUGGUUAUUCGCCAAAUCGAAGCUCGCCAUUCAAGAGCUAACCCACGCCGCCGCAGACAGUUCGCCGUAUUCCGCCGUGAGUGACGGGGUGUCCACGCGAAAAGCUAACAAAAGAGGAAAAGACUGUUCGAUGAAAGACGUUGCUGCUAAAGAAUCUAGGGCAAAAGCUAGGGCUAGGGCUAGGGCUAGAACUUUGAAGAAAAUGUGUAUGAAGGAAAUGAGUGAGGCCAAUACGUUUCUACCCCCAGCACUUUCCCUAGUCAAAUAUCCCCUUGACAUUGAUGACGUGGCAGCUAAAGUGUGGGAUAUUCCGCAGCAUCUUAGGAUGCCCGGAGAUCUGAGUUCUGCGGACGACGACAAUGUCUACUAUGGGAGUAACAACUAACUAGCUGGUAAUGGUGGGCCGUGGGAGUUAGAACAUUGCUGCUAGUAUCAUACUUUAGUCACAAAGGUAAAAUAUUACUGCGUAUUUUCUAUGUCCCACAAAUUAAGAUUGUGUGACUUUUCUAUCAUGGCAGACCAAUUAUUCCUUAUCAAAUUUAAGAGUAUGUAUGUCCCCUAUUUUCAUUUGACACAAUUAUUAAUAAAUUAAUUAAAUAACUA
Molecule: messenger RNA, 1118 nt
Organism: Cuscuta epithymum
Lineage: Eukaryota; Viridiplantae; Streptophyta; Magnoliopsida; Solanales; Convolvulaceae
Source: the annotation of a GenBank genome assembly